Molecule: messenger RNA, 999 nt
Organism: Cooperia oncophora
Lineage: Eukaryota; Metazoa; Nematoda; Chromadorea; Rhabditida; Trichostrongylidae
Source: the annotation of a GenBank genome assembly
AUGGCACUGCUUCCAAUCAAAUUUCAUGAACAUCUUCAGUUGACCAAUGUGGGCAUUCGCCCGCAAAACAUUUGUUUCGCAAAUGUCACCAUGGAAUCGGACAAAUUCAUCGUCGUUCGCGAAAUGAUCGGGGACUCUCAGCAAGUGGUUAUUAUCGAUCUCGCAGAUCCGAUGAAUCCGCAAAGGCGACCAAUAUCUGCUGAUUCGGUCAUUAUGCAUCCAUCAGCGAAAAUCAUCGCUCUCAAAUGUGAAUCGUUGAAAUUUUUUUUCUCAGAAACGGGUAAAACUCUCCAAAUAUUCAAUAUUGAACUGAAAGCAAAGGUAAAAGCACAUCAAAAUGCUGAGGAUAUCAUUUUCUGGAAGUGGAUCAAUGAGAAAACAAUCGCGUUGGUCAGCGAGACAGCUGUCUAUCACUGGUCUAUCGAAGGAGAAAGCGCACCAACUAAAAUGUUUGAACGACACCAAUCAUUAGCUGGUAGCCAAAUUAUCAACUAUCGUGCUGAUACGGAGUGUAAAUGGCUGGUUCUUGUUGGAAUAGCUGCUAAGGAGAAUCGUGUUGUUGGAAGAGAAAGCGCACCAACUAAAAUGUUUGAACGACACCAAUCAUUAGCUGGUAGCCAAAUUAUCAACUAUCGUGCUGAUACGGAGUGUAAAUGGCUGGUUCUUGUUGGAAUAGCUGCUAAGGAGAAUCGUGUUGUUGGAAGUAUGCAGCUGUACAGCACCGAGCGAAGGGUUUCACAACCCAUCGAAGGACACGCCGCAUCUUUCGUUCGCUUCAAAAUGGACGGGAAUCCUCACCCAUCCAAUCUGUUCUGUUUUUCUGUUAAAAAUGAGGCUGGAGGCAAACUUCACGUCAUCGAAGUUGGUUCGCCUCCAGCUGGUAACCAGCCAUUUCCAAAGAAAGCUGUCGACGUUCCAUACACAGCCGAGACUGCUAACGACUUCCCAGUUUCCAUGCAGGUUUGUUGCACUCACAAUCUUUUUUGCAUUUUCUCUUAG